Myodes glareolus (Bank vole) is the source of this 9408-nucleotide messenger RNA. NCBI's taxonomy places the organism in Eukaryota, Metazoa, Chordata, Mammalia, Rodentia, Cricetidae. The record is from RefSeq and is a predicted model, not a curated record.
CGUCUUUGGCUUUCGUCGCAUCCGCUCGCCCGGGAGCCGGCCCCGCGCCCUGCCCCUCAUGACUGCGGCGCUGGUGCUGCCACAGCCCUACCGGCCACCGCUCUCUGCAGGAUGGAUGCGGACUGUGCGGCGCUAACCCCCGUGGCUCCGCUCCUGCCUCGCCCGCCGACGAGCCCGCCCCGUGAGCCGCAGCAGCAGCAGCAGCCGCCGCAGCCGGACCCAGAGUCCCACGUCGCCCUCGGGGUGUCUUGUCAGUGCUGAGCGGGAGUCGUCGGAGCGCUGCCCCGCACUUCUUGGUGGCUCUUCCGGGCUACCCCUUUCCCCCUUUUCAUUCACGAAGCCGAGCCCGCACUCUUGACUUCAGCGGACCGACCAUGUCUGACGGCGCCGCCGAGAAGCAGAGCGGCACCCCGGGCUUCCUUUCGCCGCCGGCGCCAGUCCCCAAGAAUGGCUCAAGCUCCGAUUCUUCCGUGGGCGAGAAACUGGGGGCCGCGGUCGCCGACUCCGGGAUGGGCAGAUCCGAGGAAUACCGGCGCCGCCGUCACACUAUGGACAAGGACAGCCGUGGGGCGGCCGCCACCACCACCCCCACGGAGCACCGCUUCUUCCGCCGGAGCGUCAUCUGCGACUCGAAUGCCACCGCGCUGGAGCUGCCGGGCCUCCCCCUUUCUGUCCCCCAGCCUAGCGUGCCCGCAGUGGUGCCCCAGAGCGCUCCCCCCGAGCCUCACCGAGAGGAAACUUUGACCGCCGCCGUUGCUUCCCAAGUGUCUCAGCAGCCCUCAGCUGCUGCCUCCCCUGGGGAACAAGCCGUCGUCGGCUCGGCCACCACGACCGUCCCCAGCACUAUCAGCCAAGACCGCCCUGUGUCCCAGCCUAACCUGGUGGAGAGCAAAGAGGAGCAGCCGCGGUCCAGAGGUGGAAGUGGCAGCGGCGGCGGCAGCGCUAAAGAGCUGCAGGAGGAACGCCACCAGCAACAGGAUGACAACGAAGAGCUGGAGACCAAGGCCGUGGGAAUGUCCAAUGAUGGGCGCUUCCUCAAAUUUGAUAUCGAAAUCGGCAGAGGGUCCUUUAAGACGGUCUACAAAGGUCUGGACACCGAGACCACAGUGGAAGUCGCCUGGUGUGAAUUGCAGGAUCGAAAGUUGACAAAGUCUGAAAGGCAGAGAUUCAAAGAAGAGGCAGAAAUGUUAAAGGGUCUUCAACACCCCAACAUUGUUCGAUUCUAUGAUUCCUGGGAAUCCACAGUAAAAGGAAAAAAAUGCAUUGUUUUAGUGACUGAACUAAUGACAUCUGGAACACUUAAAACAUACUUAAAAAGGUUCAAAGUGAUGAAAAUCAAAGUUCUAAGAAGCUGGUGUCGGCAAAUCCUUAAAGGACUUCAGUUUUUGCACACACGAACGCCACCAAUUAUUCACCGGGACCUUAAAUGUGACAACAUCUUUAUCACUGGCCCUACAGGCUCAGUCAAGAUUGGAGACCUUGGUCUGGCAACUCUAAAGCGGGCUUCUUUUGCCAAGAGUGUGAUAGGUACUCCGGAGUUCAUGGCUCCUGAGAUGUAUGAGGAAAAAUAUGACGAAUCCGUUGAUGUUUAUGCUUUUGGGAUGUGCAUGCUUGAGAUGGCUACAUCUGAAUAUCCAUACUCAGAGUGCCAAAAUGCUGCGCAGAUCUACCGUCGAGUGACCAGUGGAGUGAAGCCUGCCAGUUUUGACAAAGUAGCAAUUCCUGAAGUGAAGGAAAUUAUUGAAGGAUGUAUCCGACAAAAUAAAGAUGAAAGAUAUUCCAUCAAAGACCUUUUGAACCAUGCCUUUUUCCAGGAGGAAACAGGGGUACGGGUAGAAUUAGCAGAAGAAGAUGAUGGAGAAAAGAUAGCUAUUAAAUUAUGGCUGCGUAUUGAAGAUAUUAAGAAAUUGAAGGGAAAAUACAAAGACAAUGAAGCUAUUGAAUUUUCCUUUGAUUUGGAGAGGGAUGUACCAGAAGAUGUUGCUCAAGAAAUGGUCGAGUCUGGGUAUGUCUGUGAAGGUGAUCACAAGACCAUGGCUAAAGCUAUCAAAGAUAGGGUGUCAUUAAUUAAGAGAAAACGAGAGCAGCGGCAGUUGGUGCGAGAGGAACAAGAAAAAAGAAAACAGGAAGAGAGCAGUCUCAGACAGCAGAAUGAACAACCACCAAGUGUUUCCCAAGCAGGAAUUCAGCAACUCUCUUCAGCUAGCACCGGCAUACCAACAGCUCCCACCACUUCUGCUUCAGUUUCUACACAAGUAGAGCCUGAAGAACCCGAGGCAGAUCAACAUCAACAGCUACAGUAUCAGCAGCCUAGUAUAUCUGUGUUAUCUGAUGGAACAGUUGACAGCGGUCAGGGAUCAUCUGUCUUCACAGAAUCUCGAGUGAGCAGCCAACAGACAGUUUCCUAUGGCUCCCAACAUGAACAGGCACAUUCUACUGGCACAGCACUGGGGCAUACAGCUUCUAGUAUCCAAGCACAAUCUCAGCCUCAUGGGGUGUAUACACCCUCAAGUAUGCCUCGUCGUGGCCGUAGCAUGUCGGUUUGUGUUCCCAUCUUUCUGCUGUUCCCUCUCUAUCCCGCAUCUCUCCCAGUGCUCUUCUACCCCACCACCAGUGCUGUCUGCACCUCUUUAUCCUUCCCUCCUUCGGACUGCCCUGAGGAAACUUUUGCCGAAAAUCUCUCUAAAGCAUUGGAGAGUGUCCUGCCUAUGCACUCUGCCUCUCAGCGCAAGCAUCGACGCUCCAGCCUGCCUUCCCUCUUUGUCACUACUCCUCAGUCCAUGGCGCAUCCGUGUGGGGGGACCCCAACAUACCCAGAAUCACAGAUACUUUUCCCAACUAUUCAUGAACGUCCAGUUUCUUUUUCACCACCUCCCACCUGUCCACCGAAAGUAGCCAUUUCCCAACGACGUAAGAGCACCUCCUUCCUGGAAGCCCAAACUCGCCACUUUCAACCCCUGCUGAGGACUGUUGGCCAAAAUCUUCUUCCACCUGGUGGCAGCCCAACUAACUGGACACCAGAGGCCAUAGUUAUGUUUGGUACUACAGCCGGUAGAGUAAAUAGAGAGCUAUGUGAGAUGCAGGCCCAACCUGUGUUUGAGCCAGCCCAGAUUUACAGUGACUAUAGACCUGGACUAGUACUGACAGAAGAAGCUCACUAUUUUAUUCCUCAGGAAACAGUUUAUCUAGCUGGGGUGCAUUACCAGGCCCAGGUGGCAGGACAGUAUGAGGGCAUUUCAUACAACUCACCAGUACUGUCAAGUUCUAUGAAACAGAUACCUGAACAGAAGCCAGUGCCUGGGGGCCCUGCCUCAAGUUCUGUCUUUGAAUUUCCAUCUGGACAGGCUUUCCUGGUAGGACACCUUCAGAAUUUAAGAUUAGAUUCUGGACCCAGUCCAGCAUCACCCCUCUCUAGUAUUUCUGCGCCUAUCAGUACAGAUGCUACACAUUUGAAAUUUCACCCUGUCUUUGUUCCUCAUUCUGCACCAGCUGUGUUAACUCAUAACAGUGAGAACAGAAGCAACUGUGUAUUUGAAUUUCAUGCUCAAACACCAAGUUCUUCUUCAGGAGAAGGAGGUGGGAUUUUACCUCAACGUGUUUACCGAAAUCGACAGGUUGCAGUGGACUCAAGUCAGGAAGAACUGCCUCCUCAGUCAGUUGGAUUGCAUUGCCAUCUGCAGCCUGUUACUGAAGAACAGCGUAAUAACCAUGCCCCAGAAUUGACCAUUUCUGUGGUAGAGCCUAUGGGACAGAACUGGCCAAUAGGAAGCCCAGAAUAUUCCAGUGAUUCCUCUCAAAUUACUUCUUCAGAUCUCAGUGAUUUUCAGUCACCUCCCCCUACAGGGGGAACAGCUGCACCUUUUGGCUCUGACGUCUCAUUGCCCUUUAUUCGCCUGCCUCAGACAGUGUUACAAGAAUCCCCACUUUUCUUCUGUUUCCCCCAAGGAACCACAACUCAGCAGGUCUUAUCUGCCUCAUAUUCUUCAGGAGGAUCUACACUCCAUCCACAGGCACAGGGGCAGAGCCAAGGCCAGCCUUCAAGUAGCUUAGCAGGGGUUCUAUCUUCACAACCUGUCCAACAUCCUCAACAGCAGCCAGGAAUACAGCCAACUGCUCCUCCUCAACAGGCAGUGCAGUAUUCACUUCCACAGGCAGCAUCUUCCAGUGAAGGCACCACUGCACAGCCUCAAGCUCCACAAGUUUUGCCUCAAGUGUCAGCAGGAACACAGCUUCCAGUUUCCCAGACAGUACCAACUAUCCAAGGCGAACCUCACAUCCCAGUUUCCGCACAGCCCUCAGUUGUUCCAGUCCACUCUGGUGCUCAUUUCCUUCCUGUGGGACAGCCUCUCCCUGCUUCCUUACUCCCACAGUAUCCUGUCUCUCAAAUUCCCAUAUCAGCUCCUCAUGUAUCUACAGCUCAGACAGGUUUCUCCUCCGUUCCUAUAACGAUGGCUGCUGGCAUUAAUCAGCCUCUGCUCCCCUUGACUUCAUCUGCUACAGCAUCUUCAAUCCCAGGGGGAUCAACUGUAGUUCCUAAUCAGCUUCCAACCCUUCUGCAGCCUGUGAAUCAGCUGCAAAGUCAGGUUCACCCACAGCUCGUACAGCCAACAGUUCAGUCCAUGGGAAUACCAGCUAACCUUGGACAAGCUGCCGAGGGUCCACUUCCCUCUGGAGAUGUUCUGUACCAGGGCUUCCCAUCUCGACUGCCACCACAAUACCCAGGAGAUUCAAAUAUUGUUCCCUCUUCCAACGUGGCUUCUGUUUGCAUCCAUUCUACAGUCCUAGCCCCUCCUCCUAUGCCGACAGAAGCCUUGGCUACCCAAGGUUACUUUCCUACAGUAGUGCAGCCUUUUGUGGAAUCAAAUCUUUUGGUUCCUAUGGGCAGUGUAGGAGGACAGGUUCAAGUGUCCCAACCUGCAGUGAGUUUAACACAACAACCCCCCACUACAUCCUCCCAGCAAGCAGCCCUGGAGAGUACUCAGGGAGUCUCUCAGGGUGUUCCAACAGAACCAACUCCAAUAACACAGUCACAACCUACCCAGCCUGUCACAUUGGUUUCAAAUGUAGACAGAAGAGUGCCACCAGUGGGUCCUGAACUUCCAGCUGGUACUCUAUCCUGUGAGCAACUGACACCUUUUCCUGGGCCUUCUCUAACUCAGUCCCAGCAACCAUUAGAAGAUCUUGAUGCUCAAUUGAGAAGAACACUUAGUCCAGAGACUAUUACCGUGACAUCUGCUGUUGGUCCUGUGUCCACGAUGGCUUCAACAGCAGUUACAGAAGCAAGAACACAGCCUCAAAAGGAUGCCACUGAAGGCCAUGUCCUAGCAACUAGUUUAGGAGCUGGUGUUGUUAAGAUGGGACGAUUUCAGGUUUCAGUUACAAUGGAUGAUGCUCAGAAAGAACGUAAAAAUAGGUCAGAAGAUACAAAGUCGGUUCAUUUUGAAUCUAGCACAUCAGAGUCAUCAGUUCUUUCAAGUAGUAGUCCAGAGAGUACCCUGGUAAAGCCAGAGCCUAAUGGAAUAACCAUCCCUGGCAUCUCCUUAGAUGUGCCAGAUGGCAUCCACAAAACACCUGCCCCAGAAGCAAAGUCAGAAACCGGACAACCUACCAAGGUUGGACGUUUUCAGGUGACAACUACAGCAAACAAAGUAGGUCGUUUCUCCGUUUCAAGAACUGAGGACAAGGUCACAGAACUCAAAAAAGAGGGACCAGUGACCUCUCCUCCUUUCAGAGAUUCAGAACAAACUGUUAGUCCUGUUGUGAUACCAAAGAAGGAGAAGCCUGAGCUGGCAGAGCCUUCCCAUCUGAACGGGCCCUCUUCUGACCCUGAGGCUGCCUUUCUUAGUAGGGGUGCAGAGGAUGGCUCAGGUAGUCCACAGUCUCCGCCUCACCUGUGUUCAAAGAGCCUUCCCAUCCAGAAUCUAAGUCAGAGCCUUAGUAAUUCAUUCAACUCCUCUUACAUGAGUAGUGACAAUGAGUCGGACAUUGAAGAUGAAGACUUAAGGUUAGAACUGCGACGACUAAGAGAAAAACAUCUUAAAGAAAUUCAGGACCUGCAGAGUCGUCAGAAACAUGAAAUUGAAUCUUUGUAUACCAAACUGGGCAAGGUUCCUCCAGCUGUCAUUAUUCCCCCAGCUGCUCCUCUGUCAGGGAGAAGAAGGAGACCUACCAAAAGCAAAGGCAGUAAAUCUAGUCGCAGCAGCUCAUUGGGCAAUAAAAGUCCACAGCUUUCAGGUAACCUGUCUGGUCAGAGUGGAACUUCAGUCUUACACCCCCAGCAGACCCUCCACCCCACAGGCAACACCCCAGAGACUGGACACAACCAGCUGUUACAGCCUCUUAAGCCAUCUCCUUCCAGUGACAACCUCUAUUCAGCCUUCACCAGUGAUGGUGCCAUUUCAGUACCAAGCCUUUCUGCUCCAGGUCAAGGGACCAGCAGCACAAAUACUGUUGGGGGAACAGUGAGUAGCCAGGCUGCCCAGGCUCAGCCACCUGCCAUGACUUCCAGUAGGAAGGGCACAUUCACAGAUGACCUGCACAAGUUGGUAGACAACUGGGCCCGAGAUGCCAUGAAUCUUUCCGGCAGGAGAGGGAGCAAAGGACACAUGAAUUAUGAGGGCCCUGGAAUGGCAAGGAAGUUCUCUGCUCCUGGGCAGCUGUGCAUUUCCAUGACCUCAAACCUGGGUGGCUCAGCCCCCAUCUCUGCAGCAUCUGCUACCUCUCUAGGUCACUUCACCAAGUCCAUGUGCCCCCCACAGCAGUAUGGUUUUCCAGCUGCCCCAUUUGGCACUCAGUGGAGUGGAACAGGUGGUCCAGCACCACAGCCACUUGGCCAGUUCCAACCUGUAGGAACUGCUUCCUUGCAGAAUUUCAACAUCAGCAACUUGCAGAAGUCCAUCAGCAAUCCCCCAGGUUCCAAUCUGCGGACCACUUAGUCAGACAUGAAGAUGUUAACUAAAUAGAUUGGGAGCAGGAGAUGGAAUGCUGAGGGUUGGGGGGUUGGGGAAGUAGCCUAUAUACUAACUACUAGUGCUGCAUUUAACUGGUUGUUUCUUGCCAGAAGGGAAUGUUUUUAAUACCAUUUUGAGCCCUUAGAAUGGAGAACCACCCUCCCUCUCCAUUUGUUGGAGUUCAAAAAGAAGAAAGAGCAGCUUUCUGGUGGAGGGGUUUGCCUGAGACUGCUUUCCUGUUUCUGUACCCACCAGUAAGGCCUAGAGCUAGAAGAGAGCCUUGUUACCAGAUCACCCCCAAGAGCUCAAUGUAAACUAAACCCCAUAUAUAAUCUGUGAGUGGGGUAGAGCUCUUAAUUUUGACAUAUGCCCCAAAUUCCUUACUCCCACAAGAAUGCACACCUUAAGACAAGAAGGUUCUCUCCCACUCUGAUCCCUAUCCCCACUUUCUUUUUUUUCCCUUUACAACCUAGUGAAAAAUACCAGGGGACUGGGGUUGCAACCCUUUCUUAUAUAGGUCAUUAAUGCUUUACGCAAGAUAUUAGCAGCUUUGACUGCAGCAUUAGCAAUUAGGGAAAACAAUGAUGUUCCCUGAGGACAUGUAAUUUUGCCAUCAGUUUUGAUGUGGAAACACUGUGAUAUAUAAAUGUUGUUGGACAACAUUAGUUUUAAGAGUAAAAUUUGAAAGGUUUAAAAGGUUCACACACACACACACACACACACACACAAAAAGCUAGCUCUGUCCAUUACUUAUUAAGACACUUUAACUUUUUCCUUUGUAUUUCCAUUGUAUUAGAUAAAUAAAUGUGAAUGUAAAAUUGUAUAAAUUACUGUACUUGAAUACUUCUGUUCUCCCAGUAUUGCUUGCUGGAUAUUUUAGUGCCUUGGACUUCUCUUGCUUCUGCUGUUAGCAUCAACUUACCAGACCCCAGGUCACCAAAGGGUAUGUGGAAAGAAAUCUUAGGUCCAUAUGACCCCAGCAGUGGAUAUGCCAAAGGGAAAAAUGAAAGUGGGUUUGUUGUUGUUGUUGUUGUUGUUGUUGUUUUUUUUUUCAGUCGUUCAAACAGUUUUGCCUAGAGCAGGUGUGAGAUGAGCACAGUGAGAAGUUGGCAUCAGAGGUUGAAAACGAAGUUCUGUUUCAGAAAGAAUGAGGGGGGUUAUGAGCUGUGUGAAAGAUAAGGACCGGAGAUGUGGGGACAAGCUUGUUUGAAGUGAUGCCUGGCCAGUGGACUAACAAAAGCUAGAAGAAAUACAACAAAAUGAGAUGGGAGCGGGCUAGAUUCUAAGUUGGGAAGGAUGGCAGUGCCGAGUCAAAGAUGGAAAAUGUUGUUCUAAGGAAACCUGCUUGGUGUUCCCACCUCUUGUACAGGUACCACACAUUUCUCCACUUGAAGUACUGUAUUGUGGAAAAUGGACCCACUUCUGACUUUCUAAGCACUGUAGGAAAAAGUGCUUUCCUUUCCUACCCCUUUCUCCUACAAUGUCCCAGUGGUGGCACAGUCAGAAUCUGUACCACCUAUACUUCUGUAUUAGAACUAAUACUCUCACAGUUUCAUGCCCAUAUUCCCAAAUAACUACAACCAACCAGUAUUAUCUAGUACUACGUCUAGUUGUAACAGGCAGUUUUCUGUCGAUACCUAAUUGACUGUUUGGGAUCUUAAUACUCUGAGAAUGUGGAGAGAGAAGUAGAAGUCCUCGUUUCUUGGGUGCUUCCUCCUUGACCCUGAGUUGGGAACUGACACAUUUCCAACCUCAUUGACACAUCCCAGGAGUUACACACCAGACACUGGCUACCUGUACCCUUCUUUCUUUAAGAGUCCUGUUCUUUUUAAGUUGGUCUAGGCCAAAAGAUACACAUGAAAGCUGAAAGGUUUUAGGGGAGGGAGGUGAAAAGAACAUGGUUUUUGUUUCAGAUCCUGCUACCAAAGUGUUGACUCAUUUAUUCCUUUUGGGAGAGGGUAAGAGGUGCUGUGGAAAUGAAACGGGUUGUAGGAUGGGUAAGAGUGCUUUGUACCAGUGGUAGAGGGAGCCAGAUGCAGCAUGUUGUUGGUUUUGGUUUUAGUCAUCUUGAGGUCUUUUCCCCAUUCACAAAAGUUUAUUUGCUGUUGAUUUUUUUUUUUUUGCCCUCCUGUGGAUGAAAUAACUGAAGCCUAGAGAAACGAGCUAGUGCUACUGAACUGUUUAAAUUAUUUUUGUGUUAAUAGUACACUUUGAGUACCUUUUUCCACAUUUAAAAAGAACUUUCCGAAUUAUAAAUGUUUUCCUUACGUUAUUUAACAAUGUACACUGUUUAAAACUGAAUUCAAACCUUGGGGUUUCUCAGCAGCCGUUAACUGUACAUUUUGCACUAACUCCGGGUGUUGCGCUUCUUGUAAGAUUGCGCUUUGUGCUUCAGUUUGUUACCUUUGUAGACUUAUUUAAUGAAACCAUUCAAAUAAACCAAACUUGCUUUUGUUGA